This is a messenger RNA of Peronospora matthiolae, 1839 nucleotides long. The record is from the annotation of a GenBank genome assembly. NCBI's taxonomy places the organism in Eukaryota, Oomycota, Peronosporomycetes, Peronosporales, Peronosporaceae.
AUGAACAACGAAGAUUAUGACAUGGAUGAUGAUGGAAACGUACCAAGUGUUUUGUUGUCCAUUCAAGACUUUGCACUGGACGAAGAAGUGCAGCGCAGCGUGAGAGACUUCCGUGACGCUAUGCCUAGUGUCCGUGCGCAGUGGCAAAAGCUUUGCCAUUCAAAUUUUGCUCCGCUGUGUCUCGAUGUGCUGCAGCGUAUGAACAACGGGACGCUGGACCUUGUGUUGUCAGGCAAGAGUCUUGUUUACCGCGGCAAAUUUACGAAUCCUCCUCCGGCUUUGCUUGCGUUGCUGAGUGCGAUGACGGUCGAGCAGAGUCCUGGGAGGUCCGCCAUUCCCUCAAGCAAUACAAAUCUAGUCGAUAGCAUGUGGCAGAUAAUGAGUUCAGCGAUCAAGAGCAGCACUUCCCAGCACCUGGCGCCGCUUUUCGGAGAAUGCCCGCUUGAUAUAACGACGGUGCCGUUGCAGGUGCUCCUUAUUUUCAACGUCAUCUAUUCUCACAUGCUUUUGGGACUUGACGAUGAGGCAUUUUACGAUGGGCAAUGGCCACUUCGUUUUUUUAAUGGCAACAAUGCACUACCGACUGGCACCAUGGACGAAAGAGACCUCGUGAGAUUCGCUGUGGUUGUGACAUCCGUUAAGCUGUUCAGCCAGCUCUAUGAUCGGGAUUGUCGGCAUCGUUUCAUGCCUGAUGGCGCGUGGUUGUGGCCUUUGAUGCCUACGAUCAGGAAAGUUGUGGACCUUGAACUGAUGAAUGAGGAUGGUCCUCACGGUGCGGACGCGACCUACAUGCUGAUGAAUGGGAAAACGCCUUCUCCGUACGCACGUGCAGCGCUGAUCCUUGUCACGAUUCCGCAAGUUUUGUCGUUCAAUGAACGUAUCCAGCUUUUUCAAAAGUUGCUGGACGAUGCGAAGGCGCAAACAGGCAACACGCGCGACGAAUUUUCACGGGCUUUGCAGGUUCGCAUCCAACGCCAUGUCUCCUGCAGCCCUCAAGUCGCGCAUCAAGGUCACAUUUAUCAACGAGCAAGGAGUUCGACUUUUUUCCAGAAACGGAUGAUCAUCUCCUUUAUCCUAACUCAAGAGCUAAGUUCAUUGUGGACAACGCACAAAGAAGCGUUAGAAUGCUACCGAUUUCUGGGGCGACUCUUGGCGAAAGCUGUAUUUGAAAACAUUCUCGUAGAGCCACAGUUUGCCGCAUUUUUCCUCAACAAACUCUUAGGCAAGUUCAACUACAUUGAUGACUUGAACUCGUUGGACCCGGAGCUAUACACGUCGCUUAUGCGCCUGAAGCACUACGAUGGUAACGUGGAGGACCUAGCGCUGACUUUCAGUGUGAGCGAGGUGCAGUUAGAUAAAGUAGUGACACGAAAUCUCUUGCCGGACGGCUCGAAGGUCCCUGUUACGAAAGAAAAUCGGAUUCGAUACAUCCACUUGAUGGCGAACGAUAAGCUGAAUGUGUUGACAUCCAUUGAAUGUGCUGCGUUCCUAAUGGGUUUUCGUGACUUGAUCCCGGGGACAUGGAUUCAAAUGUUUGCACCUGCCGAGCUGCAGAUGCUAAUCGGCGGCACUGCCACCAAUAUCGACAUCGAUGACUGGGAGCGCCACACGCAAUACGGAGGUGGCCAUCACCCGUCCCAAAAAGUUAUCCAAGGUUUUCGAGAAAUCGUGAAGGAGGAUUUCACGCAUGAAGACCGUGCAGCGCUGCUCAAGUUUAUCACGAGUUGUUCCCGUCAACCUCUGCUUGGCUUUUUAAAAUUGGUGCCUCAUGCUCUACACCGACUUCUUCUCGACGCUCGUGCUACCCACGCGUCCGUCGUCGCAUCUCAGCGUAGCUGA